Molecule: messenger RNA, 2856 nt
Organism: Pseudomyrmex gracilis
Lineage: Eukaryota; Metazoa; Arthropoda; Insecta; Hymenoptera; Formicidae
Product: zinc finger protein Gfi-1b
Exons: 5
Coding region: 634-2136 (500 amino acids)
Biological process (GO): regulation of transcription by RNA polymerase II
Molecular function (GO): RNA polymerase II cis-regulatory region sequence-specific DNA binding; DNA-binding transcription factor activity
Source: RefSeq, a predicted model, not a curated record
CUAACGUCUCUCACAUCCCCGGACUCGAGCCGGUGUUCCGCCGUUUCCGACCUUUCCCUGUCCGGCCGAUGGACCGCACGGAAAUCAGUGUCGCUGACAACCGGAAGCCCCGACUCUUGUACGAUACGUAUUCACUGCUGCGAAGUCGGCAGGAGCUGUUCUGCGAGGACUCUUCCAGGUGUUGACAAUCACGAGUGUCCUGAUCCGUGUCCGCAAAAAAAAAAAAACUCUUAGUGCUCUUGUGCUGCUGUACAUCUACAAAAAAUUGACAACUCGCGAAAAGAAUGACGUCCGUAAAUAAAUAGUUCUGACGAAGGAUUCUAUUUAAAUGCGCUCCGGUUGCAUCGCUCUAUUUAAGAAGCAAGUUUUUUCUCUUUUAAAGAAACUUUAAACGAAUAUAAUCUGCGAUUAUAUAAAUCGUUAUUCUUAAAGACUUUUAAAUAGAAACAAACAGGGGAGUGACAAGACUGCCGAGUCUCUGAAGAAAUUUGGAAAUAGAAGAGUUCGAAAAAAAGGUGUAUGUUUGUUUACGUUGAAAAAAGACUACGCAAGGAAUAUACGGACGUGGUGAACGAGGAUGCGAAUAUCGUGUUUAGUGACGCGAAAGUUGUAAAUUGACUAGUGGAUUCCAGGAUGAUGGAAGUACAGCAACAACACUCACCUGUCGGGGUGGGUCCGUUAGACUUUUCAAGACGGGGGGUUGCCGAGACGUCAGCGUUUCGGGUUGUCAAACCUAAGCAACCGGCUUCGUCGCUCGUGCAUCAGCAGCCGUUGCCGCCGGAAACCAAUAACAACGAAAAUCUUCAAGAAAAUCCACAAAUUCCCAUUGAUGCCGAAGGUGGAUGCAAUGUUCGUUUAAUGUUCCCGAAAUUAUGGGCACCUUUUGGAAAUCCCACGGAGGUUACGAACCUGCCACCUUUACCGAAAAGUCACUCAGAACGACUAUCCUUCGGAGUGGGCCGUUUGGUAGGUUCGCCGACGACGAGGAGUCCCUCGCCGUCGCAAUCUCCCUGUCCAGAUUCCCCUCUCCCCGAUCGCCGAGACGCCGAAGUGGACGUUGACGUCGGCGAGGAGGAAGUUGACGUGGACGUCGAAGAAGUUGGUGACGAGGAUGAUCACGAAGGUACCUCGAGUCCGCCGCGAUCGUCGUCGACGCCGUCGCCGUCGCCGGUCAGCGUCGCGACGUCCCCUGUGUCGCAUCCGCCGAAGAAAUCCGGAGACAGCUUCAGCGUGUCGGCUCUUCUAAGGCCAGAUCCACCUUCCGCUCAUCUGCAAAACGCGUCUCCACAUCGAGAGACUGCCUCGAUGGGCGCUCAUCCGCCUCCAUCCGGCUCGUCCAUCCUAUCCUAUCCGCCGCUGCAUCUUCCGAGUGGUCUUCUGCCGCCCCACCCGCACCACCCCCUCUCGUACCUGCAUCACCAGCUGUUGCCACAUCAUCUUCUGUCACCGCACCUGCACCCGUUACUGCGCGGCGUUCAUCCGGGUCAUCCGGGAUUGCACUCGACUCACACGGCGCACGGGUUGCAUCAUCCCCAUCCGCUUGGCGAUGUCUACAGCUGCGUCAAGUGCGACAAGAUGUUCAGCACGCCGCAUGGGCUCGAGGUGCACGCGAGACGGUCGCAUAACGGUAAACGGCCCUUCGCCUGCGAGCUGUGCAAUAAAACCUUCGGCCACGAAAUCAGUCUCACGCAGCACAGGGCCGUGCAUUCCGCCGAGAAGGUGUUUGAGUGCAAGCAAUGCGGCAAAGCCUUCAAGAGAUCCAGCACGCUCAGCACUCACCUUCUAAUCCACUCGGACACGAGACCGUAUCCCUGCCAGUUCUGUGGCAAGCGAUUCCACCAGAAGAGCGACAUGAAAAAGCACACCUACAUACACACCGGCGAGAAACCUCACAAGUGUCAAGUGUGCGGCAAGGCGUUCUCGCAAAGCAGCAACCUGAUCACGCAUUCGAGGAAGCACACGGGUUUCAAGCCGUUUGCCUGCGAGCUCUGCGGCCGAGCUUUUCAGCGGAAGGUCGAUCUGAGGAGGCAUCGCGAGACCCAACACGCCGAUCUCAACACGUCGCAUCGACCGCCGAUUGGUUCGAUUCCCGGCCAGAAUUCUCUGCCCAGUGGAAAUCCGCCGAUGAUACAGUGAAACGAAGCAGCGACUGAUAAUACGCAAUUGCCGGGACGACGCAUAACUGCAAUUGGCAAUCGUUGCAAUUAGCGGCACGUUUCCGCGAAUCAGGGAGUCCGAUCAGAUUGAGAACGUGACUGCUGCGAGAAGUGGAAUUGUUAUUGACGAUCCACCAUGACCGUCGAUGAUGGUGGAAACACGCGACGAGAGAACGUUUAAAUUGAUAUCACGGACGAAAUAAUCAACGAGACGAUUGCAGAUUAGCGAAUUAUUAUGGUGGGUUAAUGACUGGAGAAUAUCAACUUUUUGCAUUUCGUAUUGUUUCCUAUAUAUACAUAUUCUUUAUUCAAUAUAUUUUCUUAUUAAAUAUAGACAAUUAGCUUUACAUCUAGGCGACGUACAUUUGUAUGUAAUAUAUAAAUUUGCAAUUGUAAUUUAAAAUAUCAACGUAAAAAAAAAGAACUGCGCUAAUGUGCACUAAUUAGGAGAAACAAUUAAUCUGAGAUAAAAAAAGUAUUGUGUUACCUCACAAAUUAUCAACAGUUCAAAACGUUAAUAUCAUCCAUUUGUGAGUAACGCUAAUUGUAAAACAAAAAUUCCCAGUGUACGUAAAUUUGAAAUUCAAUCGGAGCGCGCGGUGUAAUUCGAGAUUGAGUUUUCUUUUGGAACAAGAUGGAGAUUAUUUGAAAGAGAAAAACUUUGAAGAGAAUUUUUAUCGUGAGUUUUUUGUUUUUUUUU